This is a messenger RNA of Oncorhynchus tshawytscha (Chinook salmon), 2351 nucleotides long. RefSeq names its product neuroplastin-like. The record is from RefSeq and is a predicted model, not a curated record. The transcript is spliced from 8 exons. Bases 169 to 1020 code for a protein of 283 amino acids. NCBI's taxonomy places the organism in Eukaryota, Metazoa, Chordata, Actinopteri, Salmoniformes, Salmonidae.
GCGAGCGCGCCGCUGUUUUUGCGUGACCUGAUUGGAGAAUUAGACCGCGCCGCUCUUCCAUCAGCUCCGUGUCUACCCGGUAACCCGGUCCACUCACACAAUCAUUCAGACCACCCCACCACACCCAAUUUCCCCGCUACCGGCAUCUACAAUCGUCCACCCGAGUCGAUGCUAGCUGAAAAAAGAAGAGCAGAAAUUAUGUCGGUCUCGGUGGCGUUCAUUGGAGUGCUGAUGCUUCAUUUGGUCUCCUCACAGAACGAGCCUUCCAUCAACUCGUCGGACCACAUCAUGCUGCCCACUGAUCACCACAGCCUGCCCAUCACUUUGCAGUGCAACCUAACUUCAGCCCACAGUGCCCACAAGGAGAGCUUCUGGAUGAAGAAUGGGGAGGAGAUCCAAGAGACCCGCGGAGAGAGAGCCAACACUGAGUACUACCUGAAGAAGCCCCGAGGAGAGGAUUCAGGGGAGUACAUGUGUGUCUACACCUUCGAUCAGGCCCCGUCUGCUAACGCCACCAUCGAGAUUAAAGCUGGUCCUGACAUCAUAGGCCACAAGCGUAGUGACAAUAAGAAUGAGGGCCAGAAGGCCUUGCUAUACUGUAAGUCCACUGGCUACCCCUACCCUAUCUGGACCUGGCGCAAACUGGACAACGGGUUCUACAUGGACAUCAACAACUCCUCCGGCCGUUUCUUCAUUAACAACAAAGACAACUACACUGAGCUGAGCAUCAUCAACCUGGACAUCGACUCCGACCCGGGGGAGUACCAGUGUAACGCCACCAACAUGAUCGGCACCUCGUCCAUCGUGUCUGUGCUGCGGGUUCGGAGCUACCUGGCCUGGCUUUGGCCUCUGCUGGGCGUCCUGGCCGAGGUCGUUAUCCUGGUCAUCAUCAUCGUGGUCUAUGAGAAACGCAAGAAGCCAGACGAUAUACAAGACGAUGACGAACCAGCUGGACCCAUGAAAACUAACUCCACCAACAACCACAAAGACAAGAACCUUCGUCAGAGGAACACAAACUGAGCAGAUUGAUGUCUCAUUAUUAAUAAUAACAUAUUAUACAUGUAUUGACCAUAUGAAGGUAACCAGGAGAGGGAUCCAUAGCAAUGUGUUAAUGAGGAGGAGGAAGAGGAGGAGGAGCUACUGUAAAUGUCUGUAUUGUAUGAUGAGGCAUGCCUUCUGAUUUGAUUAUCUGUUUAUCGUGUGAUGGGGGUGAAGAAGGUGAUCAAUGAAUGUGAUCCCCAUAACAUUAUGAAUGGUUUACGAAGUGUCUAUGAAGCAUUAUAACCAUUGUGGCUGCAUGCAGUUAUUGAUUGUUGCUGUUUAUUUAUUUAUUAUUUAUUCUUAUCAGAUUCUUGUCAUUUUCUAUUUUUUUUAAACUAAUUCUGAAGUAAUGCAUGCAAGGUAUUCUAACCUUCUGUUUGGUGUUGACAUGACAUGACUUUUUCCUCUCCGUCUCAAAGGGCACCCUAGUCCAUAUACAGUGCACCACUUUUUGACCUGGGGCCUGGGUCUCAAAUCCAAAAUGGCACCCUAGUCCCUAUACAGUGAUCUACUCUUGACCAGGGCUCACAGGGUAGUGCACUGUAUAGGACAGGGGUAUUCUGACCCUACUGUAUAGGACAGGGGUAUUCUGACCCUACUGUAUAGGGCAGGGGUAUUCUGACCCUACUGUAUAGGACAGGGGUAUUCUGACCCUACUGUAUAGGGCAGGGGUAUUCUGACCCUACUGUAUAGGGCAGGGGUAUUCUGACCCUACUGUAUAGGACAGGGGUAUUCUGACCCUACUGUAUAGGGCAGGGGUAUUCUGACCCUACUGUAUAGGACAGGGGUAUUCUGACCCUACUGUAUAGGGCAGGGGUAUUCUGACCCUACUGUAUAGGACAGGGGUAUUCUGACCCUACUGUAUAGGGCAGGGGUAUUCUGACCCUACUGUAUAGGACAGGGAUAUUCUGACCCUACUGUAUAGGACAGGGGUAUUCUGACCCUACUGUAUAGGACAGGGGUAUUCUGACCCUACUGUAUAGGACAGGGGUAUUCUGACCCUACCGUAUAGGACAGGGGUAUUCUGACCCUACUGUAUAGGACAGGGGUAUUCUGACCCUACCGUAUAGGACAGGGGUAUUCUGACCCUAUGAGGUCCGGAGCACUGCUGGUUUUCUGUUCUACAUGAUAAUGAUUUACACCCACCUGAUGUCCCAGGUCUAAAUCAGUCCAUGAUUACAGGGGAAUAAUGGGAUCAUUUUUUUGAUGAAUUUGAGGGAUAGACUUUUAGAGUAAAAGGUGCUAUCUAGAACCUAAAAGGGUUCUUCGGCUGUCCCCAUAGGAGAACCCUUUGAAGAACCCUUUUUGGU